Sardina pilchardus (European sardine) is the source of this 5258-nucleotide messenger RNA. Its product is annotated as zinc finger E-box-binding homeobox 2-like. The coding region runs from base 77 to 3484 and encodes 1135 amino acids. The transcript has 8 exons. The record is from RefSeq and is a predicted model, not a curated record. Lineage: Eukaryota; Metazoa; Chordata; Actinopteri; Clupeiformes; Clupeidae.
CGUUCAGCACCACCGGUUCAUCUCAGACACCGAGUCAUCCGAACAUCUCACAUCCUCGGACCGUUACCGCGACGACAUGGCCGAGGAGAGCCGGGGCAAGCGAAGGAAGCAAGCGAAUCCUAGACGGAACCAAGUUGACAUCGAGAGGCUGAGUUCCCUGAGCUCGGAAGGGGAGGAUGAACUUCUCCUGUGGGGCAUGGAGCCUCAGGACGCGGCCGAGCUCCAGGACAAGACGAGCCUGACGCCCAGCGAGGGCACCGAGCCCGGCAGCCCGGCCCGCUUCGCCCGGGCCCACAGCCUCAGCCCCGAGCCCAGCCCCUGGGCCUCCUCCACCAUCGCCGCCACCGCCGCCGCCGCCACCACCACCGCCACCGCCGGCGGGGGAGGAGAGGGAGAGGGGGUCGCCCUGAGUGCCGUGCGCAGGGAUGGAGACAGGGCAGCGCCAGGCGUCUACAGUCGGGCCGAGGAGGAACUGGCCCAUUACGACUUCCUGGCCCAGCUGAGGAAGGCGUCCCACGGCGGCGGCCUCCUGGACAGCCACUCGCACAAUGGCAGCGGCACGUACCAGCACCACGUCCGGGGUGUCCACGACGACACACCGCCCACCUGCUGGUCCCCGGGCGAGCAUGAGUCACCGGACGGUCGAGACGGAGUCCCGUUGAGCCCCGACGCCCUCAGGGGCAUGCUGGCGUGCCCGUUCUGCCAGCGCACGUACCGGCGCGAGCCGGCGCUCCGCGAGCACAUCAAGUUCUGCCACGAGCGGGACGAGGGCCAGAACGUGUGCCCCAUCUGCGGCUUCAGCACGCCCUACCGGGCACAGAUGGAGCGCCACAUGCUGCUACACAGCCAAGCCCAGGACAAGCAGCCUCUCUCUGACCCUGCAAUGGAGAACAGGAAGUUCAAAUGCAUGCAGUGUGGGAAAGCCUUCAAGUACAAGCACCACCUCAAGGAGCACCUCAGAAUCCACAGUGGUGAGAAGCCGUACGAGUGCUCCAACUGCAAAAAGCGCUUCUCCCACUCGGGCUCCUACAGCUCGCACCUCAGCAGCAAGAAGUGCCUCAACGGGGGAGCGGCAGGAGGAGCAGGAGCCACAGGAGGAGGAGGAGGAGGAGGACCAGGAGGAGGAGUAGGGCCCUUUAACGGCCACCACCACCCAGCCUACCUCCACUCCCCCACAUCACCCCCCCCUGCAGCCGGAGGUCGUAACAGCGGUAUGGGGAAGGGCUCCCCGUACGCCCAGGAAAGGCAGCCAGGGCACUUGUCAGCUGACCAUCACCCUGGCCUUCAGCAGGACCAGGUCCGGGGUCAGGAUCUGAACCGGCUGUGGGACCCCACGGCCGAGCUCUCGCUCCGGGCCAGCGUCUUCAAGGGCACCACCCUGCUCCCCUACCUGCACUCCGGGAGCAAGUUUGAGCACCUCCUGCAGGAGAUGUUGAGGAGGGAGGUGCAGCGCCAGGACGGGGGUCCCCUCCGGGAGGAGGAGAGGCCAACGGGCCGGGCCGGAAGAGAGGCCAGGGGCUCGCCUGAGGGCAGGCCCGGGGAGGGUCCGGCGCCGGGCCGCGAGGGAGGGGUGACCUGCCGCUGGUGCUCCCAGCUCUUCCCCAACGGGGCCGUGCUGCUGCAGCACGAGCGCUACCUGUGCAAGAUGAGCCGCGGCGACUCCGGAGCCGCAGCCGCCGAGGCGCUCGACAACCACCGGCCCAAGGACGGCUCCCCGCUCAACUUCUCCCGGCCCGCGCACGGCCCCCAGGGGCCCCCGAAGACGCCCACGUCGGUGGCAGCGGCGGCAGCUGCGGCUCUCAGCAACGGCUUUCCCAAAGAGCGCUCGCCGCUACAGCGCAGCCCCUGGCAGGCGGUGCCCCAGCAGCUCCUGGUGGCCCUGCACUCCCCCAUGCAGUCUGGCCUGCCCGCGCGCCCCUACUGGCCCAACCCCGAGCUCGGCAGCCCCGGCGGCAAGACUCCGGUCAGCCCGGCCGCAGCGGCCGACAUGCCCUCCCCCACGCCCCUGCAGGACCGUAGGCGCCUGCUCUCCUCGGGAUUCGCCUCCCCGCUCGGCCUGGAUCUCUCCAACUCCGUCGGCGCCUCUCUGGGCUCCCCGCCGAGCAGAGCCGCUCCGCACUGCAGGACCCCCGGGUCGGCCGGCUCCCAGAACGAGCCCCUGGACCUGUCCCUGCCCAAGCACCAGGCGCUGGAGCACCAGCGAGAGAGGCACUGCAACGGCACGCCACGGGCCGAGAGGAGAGACUCGGACGGGCCGUACCGGAGGCUCUCUCCGCCCCCACAACCACUACCGGGGUAUGGGGGAGCCCCCCCACUCCAGCCCGGCGCUCCUGCUCCCUUCGUCGGGGGAGCCCCCAUGUUCGGGGGCUCUGUCUACGGGGCCUACCCCCUGUUCAAUCCCAUGAUUCCUGCGGGGCUACGAGGCGCGGGCCACGAGAACAUGCCGUCGCUGCCCGUCAGCAGGGCGACGCCAAACGCUUUCCUCUCCCCCAUGGCCUACAUGCUGGAUUCAGACACCGAGUCUGUCCUCAAGAGGAUCCAUCAGGAGCGACAGGCGCUAAUGAGCGAGGCUCUGAACCGCGGCUGCCUGGACUACCUGUCUGUGAUGGAGGACGGGCUGGACGGAGACGGGGGCCCGGGCCGCAAGAGGCUGAGGAAGACGGAGGAGGGCCUGUACGCCUGCGACAUCUGCGACAAGACGUUCCAGAAGAGCAGCUCGCUGCUGCGCCACAAGUACGAGCACACAGGAAAACGUCCCCACGAGUGCAAAAUCUGCAAGAAGGCCUUCAAGCACAAGCACCACUUGAUCGAGCACAGCCGCCUACACUCGGGCGAGAAGCCCUACCAGUGUGACAAAUGCGGCAAGCGCUUCUCGCACUCUGGCUCCUACUCCCAGCACAUGAACCACCGCUACGCCUACUGCAGCCGCGACCACGACACCGACACCGACGGCCCCGCCGAGGAGGCCUCCAUGGGGGACGAGCCCCGCUAUCCCCGAACCCCGGGCCUGGACCUCAUCCCCGAGCAGAACGCGGCCAGCGCCAGCGCCAACGCCAUCUCCACGACUCCAGAGGAGACCUCAAACUUCCUCAGCGACUCGAGCCUGGAUGGAGGGCUCAGGGGGGAGGAAGAGGAGGAGGAGGAGGAGGAAGACGAGGAGGACGAGGAAGAUGAAGUGGACGAGCGGGCGUUGGGUAAUCACAGGGAGGAACUGAGGGCAGACUCUGGGGUGGGGGCAGAGGAUCUCCGGGGCAGUCCCAGUCUUGGACGGGAGUCGGCGUCACGGAGCCAGGAGGAACGAGAUGAGCAGGGGGGCGGCAGCCGCCUGUCAAAUGGCGGAGGAGGAGGAGGAGGAGGGCGGGCAGACACGGACGGGGAGGAGAAUGACCACUGUGAUCCAAACGAAGAGGAUGCAGCCAUGGAGCUGACGGCAGAAAAAAAUGACCGCAGCCCAGAUGCAAGGUGUGAGGAGGAGCAGGUAUGAGACGGGAUGGUCUAUUGGUCAAAGUUAGGCCAGACUCCCAUAAGCCAAUGGUGGGGUUGCGGAUUGGGACAAGAAGGCUGCCUUUAUGAUCAAAAUGUGAACAAGCCAAAAUAUCCCAAGUGCCUGGAUAGACAAAGCCAUUUUUAAAAGAUCUUGGCAUUAUCUACCUAUAUGCCAAAUCACCACCCACACACUUAUUAAAACAUGAUAUAAUAAAUAAAUUGAAUGUAAAUAUAGCUGAAAGGUUGACCGAAAGGAGAAUGAUUACGAGAAAUUAGAUGGGAUAUCUUCAACUACUUCAGUUGUUCCAUUUCAGUGUUAUAGAAAAUCUGUAAAUAACAUACAGCAGGAAUCCUGAAAAGAGCUGUAGUUGAGUCAAAAGAGUAAUAUGCACAUAUAGUAUAUUGAAAGGCACUGGUGAAGGAGAGUCUCUCGUACAAGCUCAUUACUGUUUACUGAGAAAACAUUCGCUCUGAACCACUGCAGCUCCUCCGGACUGAAAACCACUGCCUGUGCUGUGGGCUCUCGGCACCCAUCCACACCAUACUGCACAAAACCUAUUUACAUUUCCCGGAGAAAUGACACUUUCUCGUAACGCUUGUUGAAAAUGUUUUCAACAUCAGGAUGUGUGCCUGUGCCUUUCCCACCCAAGCUGUGCAAUAGCCAACUGUCUCGCUACGUGACAAGGUCUUCCCAGUGCUUGCCAUGUAAACACAGAUAUUCUGUGCAUAGACAACUGGAACUUGGAGAGCUUUAACCGUGUCAAUUUUAUGACAGUAUUAAUUGUUUGUUAGUUCGUAUUCAUGGAGAAGUGGCCUCGGCGGCUAAGACCACACAGUAUUAAAACGUCUCUGUAAUGAAUGCACUGUUCCUGCAGUAUUUAUGAAGUGAUGGGUUAGAAAAAUUGAGUGUUUCAUUGAUUGCACCACAAAUACACCAUCCAUCAAGCCCGGCUCAUGUUUAUGGGGUUUCUCAGAUGCAGAGUUUGGGAGCCAUGGGCCUCAUUAAAGCCUGAAAGUUGAUCCUUUUAGUAAAUUUAGUAAAGUUAAAAAAGUUAUUUAAGGCCCUAACAUGUCUGAAGACUGUUCUGCAUGCAAAGAAUAUGGUUCUUACACUUGUAUGCCCUGUAAUGUGUGUGUGUGUGUGUGUGUGUGUGUGCUUGUGUGUGUGUGUGUGUGUGUGUGUGUGUAUGAGAGAGAGAGAAAUGUUGAACUAGAAACACUGUGACUUAUUGGACACCAGAUUUUAUGUCAGUGUUGCGCUGGCCUGUGAUCAAGUCAGUAUCUUCUGUGCAAAGACAAGCACUCCAUACUGUAGCAAAUGUGUUGUGUACAGCAGGGCACUCAAUUCACUCCAGUUGAGGUUGUGAAUCUGCGUCGCUUUCUUUUACUGCAGUAUUAUACAACAUGGUUAAUGUGGUGCUCGGUCCUCCAUUAUUGUUUAGCUUUAAUUAUGACAUUUUUGCUUUAAAACAUAAACAUCUUUUACUAUGCAGCAUCUGAACUGUGUAAAAUGCUCUGUUCUGAUAUCUCUUAUUUUCCUCUUGUUAUAAUAUUGGAGGGCUGGUGUUAACAUUUGUGAAGACAAAUUGCAUCAGUGCUAAAUGAAUUUGUUUACAAAUUCUUCUUUUUUUUCACUAUGGUCUUGCCAAGCAGCAUUGGCAAGUUGGAAAUCAUUUGUUUUCAAAUUCCAUCUCUUAACCUUUUUAUACAUUUUUUAUAAGGGUUUUCAAUUGUGAAUACAAUUUUGUAAUAAAUAUGUACAUAUUUUGGAA